Molecule: messenger RNA, 1907 nt
Organism: Eupeodes corollae
Lineage: Eukaryota; Metazoa; Arthropoda; Insecta; Diptera; Syrphidae
Product: transmembrane protein 185B
Exons: 6
Coding region: 180-1223 (347 amino acids)
Source: RefSeq, a predicted model, not a curated record
CAAACUGUCAAAAAUCAUAACUCAUCUUUCUUUGCAUUUUCCAUUCACAUAAAUUUCUACAUAAAAAUAAAUAAUAUAAAAUUAGUGUCUAAUCUUGCAUUUUAUCAUUUUUUAAAAAACGUUCAUGCUAUAGAAGCUAUCUGCAUUUAAAAUGCACAAUUAGUACAUUCACCGUUAAAAUGAAUUUACAAUCACUUUUUCGGGAUUUCAAUCCCAGCAAAUUCAUUGUCCAUUGCAGUUUAUUCACAUUCAUAACACUCUUUUGUCUGCGUCUAGAUAACUACAUUGAUUGGCCUUAUUGGGCUAUAUUCGCACCACUCUGGAUAUGGAAAGGUAUUGCGGCCUUGGGAGCUUCUAUUGGGGCUAUCGUGUGGUGUCGAUAUCCUCAUUAUAGAUUGGAAGGCGACUCUUACACCCAAUUUAAGGCAAUGCUCAUCUCGUUGUCCCUUCAUUUGAUUCUACUGAUGUUCGAGCUAUUGGCUUGUGACAAACUCACCUCGAACCGCAAUCUCUGGGUGCUGGUGUUCAUACCAUUGAUCUUCGGUAGUGUGGCCAGUGUGGGAGCAUGUGUUUGGGCUGUUAAGCACGACCGUUCGUUCGAGCUGGAAUUAUUCCUUGCAGUGAAUGCUUUGCUAUUUGUUUCAUUGCCUCUGAAAUUAGAUGGCUUCGUCAAUUGGAGCUGGGAAGUUGUCAUUGUUCCAAUGUGGAUUGUUGUUUGUUUGAGCUUAGUUAGUGUCCUCUAUAAUAUCAUUUUCUGUGGGAUCAUGAUGAGAACUCCAGAAAUAUCAUUGCAGCAGAAAAAAGCAGCCCUAAACUCUGCCAUUGGCAAUGCAUGCACCGUUUUGCCAUUACUAUGCUUUCAGGUGAUAAUUGCAGACAAGCUUGAUAAUGAAUUGAAGUUCCCCUUUAUUGUGGUCUUUAGUCCGCUGCUGGUGGCCAUCUUUACGCUCAUCAUCCUAAGCUUCAGCGCCAAAGGUGGCAACAAAUGGUGGUUUGGAAUUCGAAAGAGUUUCAGCCAAUUCCUACUAUCGACCAUGCCAUUCCUACAAGAAUACGGUAACAUAUCUUAUCACACCGAUAACGGUGGACAAUCGAUUCCUUUAGAUUCGACCAAUGUGCAUCUCAGUGAAUACGAGAAACACGAUAAAAAGAGUAAAAAAGGUCUCAAAAAUGACAGCAUGAAACCUGUUGUUCCCAUUAUAAGUAUUGAUUUACCUGAUUAGAUAAGAUUAACUUAUUAAUUUAAAACUUCAUAUUCAAACAAAAAAAAAAACAAAAACAUCCUCCCAAAACUCAUACCUUUUAACUGAAACACACAAAAAAACACCCUGUAGCACAAAAAAUGCAAGCACUUCUAACCCAAUCGAAAAUCCUUUGCCUCAUCUUUCCUAGAAUCUCUGUUCUGCAUUACAAAACUAUCUACACUUUGGCCCCUAACCAUAAAAGUAUAAUAAACUCCUAUAAGAGUAUUGAUGUAGUUAUUGUAAUAAAAUAAAUGUUUUUUAAAUUAAAUAUUUUCAAAAACUAAAAACAAAAGCAACAAACAAGAUUCAAAGGUUUUAUAUUGAAAAUUAAUUUAAAUAUAAACUAUAAUGAUAACUUCUAGAAUAAAAGAGUAAACAAAGUGUUACAUAAAUCGCAUUGAUUGAAUCAAAAACUUGCAUACAAUAAGAAACCUACAUACAUCUAGUUUUUAAUGAUUUUUUUAAUUUGUAUUUUUAAUGAAUAUAUUUUUUGUUUUUUAAAUUAACUAUAAGUUCUUUGUUAAAUAAAUUAAGGUGAUUUAUUGAAAUUUAGUAGUAAGAAAACAGAAUGAAACCACAAUUAUAUGUAUACCUACUUAUUUAAAAAUGUAUGAAAACAUUUAAAAAUAUAAAACAAAAAUUGAACUUAUCGUAAAAACAGAA